Messenger RNA from Asterias rubens (European starfish), 3765 nucleotides. RefSeq lists its product as uncharacterized. Gene Ontology annotation, molecular function: protein binding; calcium ion binding. NCBI's taxonomy places the organism in Eukaryota, Metazoa, Echinodermata, Asteroidea, Forcipulatida, Asteriidae. The record is from RefSeq and is a predicted model, not a curated record. The transcript is spliced from 21 exons. The coding region runs from base 1 to 3765 and encodes 1254 amino acids.
AUGAAUGAUGGCAUUGAAGGUUUUACCUGUACAUGCAACGAAGGAUAUAUUGGAGAUGGAUUGACUUGUGACGACGAAUGUAACAACCCAAGUGUCUGUGGCGUGAAUGCUGACUGCACCAACACAACAGGCAGCCAUGUGUGCACAUGUAAAACUGGCUACACUGAAGAUGCAAUGAUGAUGUGUACAGAUACCGAGCCACCACAAUUUCAAGAUGGAACUUGUCCGUCAGAUGUAGAUGAAGUUGCAGGAGCUGGGAUGUCAGACAAAAUGGUGACUUGGAUUAAUCCAUCAGCUAGUGAUACUACUGGUGUUGCUCCAACUAUUGUAUGUACACCACCAUCUGGCAGUGACUUUAUAAUUGGUACUCAAGAUGUCACAUGUACAGCUACUGAUGCAGCUGGAAAUCAGGCUACACCAAACUGCAUUUUUGAAGUCGCAGUAACAGAUAACGAGGCUCCACAAUUUCAAGAUGGAACUUGUCCGUCAGAUGUAGAUGUAGUUGCAGGAGCUGGGAUGGCAUACAGAAUGGUGUCUUGGACUGAUCCAUCAGCUACUGAUAAUAGUGGUGUUGCUCCAACUAUUGUAUGUACACCACAGUCUGGCAGUGACUUUAUGAUUGGUACUCAAGCUGUCACAUGUACAGCUACUGAUGCUUCUGAUAAUCAGGCUACACCAAACUGCAUUUUUGAAGUCGCAGUAACAGAUUAUAACGAAUGUGAAGAUGGUCCAAGUGACUGUGACAUGAAUGCUGACUGCGCCAACACACCAGGCAGCCAUACGUGCACAUGUAGAGCUGGCUACACUGGAGAUGGAGACACAUGUACAGAAUGUGAUGACGGGAAAUAUGGACUGAAUUGUGCCUCAGAAUGUUCCUGUGUAUCACGUGGUACAUGUAACAAAGUGACUGGUCAAUGUACAUGUAAUCCUAUACCUGGUUUUGAUGACGCUGUAUGUGACAAAGUUGACUUUCAGAUGUCAUUGACACGAGCUGAUGGUAUGACUGGACCUGUUCUUGACACUCAAGCCAUCGAUGAUGUGGAACUCAUCUGCACUGUGAAUGUAUUACCAGCAGACCUGGUUGGCCCUGUUCUAAUAAGAUACCCAGAUAGGAAUGAAUUCCCAACCACACUUGAUUCCAAUCAACAUGUCUAUAGAGAGACAGUUAUGGAUGUACAUCCAGGAGAUAGCGGUGACUACACCUGUGUCAUCAAAAUCCUUCCUCGACCAUCUGAUUCCAUUGAAGAUAAAACAAGUGUUUACAGUCUAUCCGUUGUAGAUCUGGAUGAGUGUGCAACAAACAUGUUUCAAUGUGAUGUCAAUGCCAACUGUGUUAAUGAGGAUAUGGAGGGAGGAUACAACUGUGUGUGUAAUGAUGGCUACAGGUAUUCUGCUGAUGGGAGCACUUGUGAAGAUAUUGAUGAAUGUACGGAUGCUACAUUGAUGGACGACUGUGUCACGAAUGCUGACUGUACCAAUACAGCUGGCAGUUUUUACUGUACAUGUAAACCUGGCUACUCUGGAACUGGAAAUGUUGCAUGUCGAGUCUGCAAUCAGGGUUACUAUGGAUUAGGAUGUAUUGAGGUUUGUACGUGUGUAGAACCAGUACCUGCACUAAAUGAUGUCAUGUGUAACAACGUUGACGGUACAUGCACCUGUAAUCAAGAAUUUCCAGGAAAAGCUUGUGAUAAACGUGAUCUUACUGUUACAUUGACACCGGAUCCAUAUCCCGUCCUGGACACAAAAGGAGUAGACACUGUAACAUUAGUUUGUUCCGUCAACCUCCAUUCAAGGGAUCUUGAGUCAGUUAACAUAACUUUCCAAAAUGGUACAGAGAUACCGGACACAACAUUUAGCAAACCCUCUGAAGGCAGAUAUAUACGGACUCUAAAUGACAUCUCUCUGGCAGACAGUGGUACAUAUAGAUGCACAGCUACAGCCAGGAUUAAUGAAGUACCUUCGACAAAAGACGGAGAUGUCACCUUGGAUGUUCUUGCACCUGGACGAAUCAUUUCGGUAACUGAAAAAGUCGAAGGUAAAUUGAUGGCAACUGUCUCAGUUGACUGCAUAGUGUAUGCAGAUCCUGCUCCAAAUAUCACCUGGUAUGAUCCUGAAUCAGUGGUGAUCGUAAACGAUGAUAUGAAAUACACAGUUUCAAGCUCAACUGACUUCGACCAGGGGCGACUGACCAGUUCUUUAUCUGUGAUGAAUCUUAGCAGAGAUGACGGUGGAAAUUACACGUGUGAGACUCGAAAUGAUUUAACAGAUGAAGUGGACAAAAAGUUUGCAGAAGUUGUCGUCAUAGAGGUUCCAGAGGUAGGCCCCGUGGCUGCCACUCCAGUGAGCUCCGAGGCAAUUGAUGUGACUUGGAUAGUAACAUAUGAUGGUAAUCUACCAUUCACAUGUAAAGUGGAGUAUAGAGUAGAUCAAAGUGGCAUAUGGAUGGAAUCUACACCACGUCCUUCCCAACAGUCCGAGUCGCAUCAAGUAACUGGAUUGGAAGCCUUCACUUUAUACUCAAUACAAGUUACUUGUAGGAACAGAGUUGGAAAUGGUAUACCUUCUAUACUUGUCACCUCAGUCACAACCAAGCAAGCUGCCCCAAGUGCGCCUCGAAACCCAAAAGUAACCGAAGCUACUUCUGAGAGCCUUACUGUAGCAUGGGAAGAACCUGAAAUGAAGAGAGGAACUAUAGCAUCGUAUCGUGUAACAGUUGAAGGCUCAUCACAAACCUACAAUACUUCAGGUCCUGGUAAUCCAGCGCCUCUCUCCCUGCUGGUGACUGGACUGAAUCCCUUCACAAAUUACACCCUUUUUGUAACUGCAUUCAACGAGGAAGAUUUAGUUCCGCUGAUGGGAGAAGAUUCUAUGACAAUUACCGGGGAAACGGCUGAAUCCACACCAACAUCUCCACUCAAUGUUGAAUUGAACAACACGGGCAAGACGUGUGUCGUCACUUGGGAUCGACCUCAAAGGGAGAAUGGCAUCAUCUUGACAUACAAGAUUUCUCGACUUGCGCACUUCUAUGAUGGUCUGGAUCCAGACUUGAGUAAGACUGAUACAGUUGAAGUUUUAGGAGAUCAACGGUCUUACUCUGUUGAAAAAAUCGAUCUUCAGGCGUACGCUCGGUACAGGUUUGCAAUCACCGCUUCAACAACCGUUGGAAGGGGACCCCUAAGUGAAACGACCGUCGCCACAUGUGAUUCUCCACCUUCAGCUCCUCCCGAUCCUCCGACGCCUAGGAGUGUUAUGCUCGAAGAAACAAUUACUGACGAAACUUUUGUGAUGGCCUUGGAGAAUGCGUCUUCAAUUUAUGGUCCAAUAAGCUGCUAUGACAUUAUAGUUAUUCGAAUUGAAAAGGAUGCUACGUUCAAUCACUCCGGUGCAGACCCCGAUAAGCUGUAUCCUCCAGAUAGCAUAAUGACAUAUGAGGACUCCAUUGAAAAGGCGGGCCCUUACCUCGCAGUGGUGAAAAACGGGAAAGAACUCCCUCCGACUGUAGAGAUAGGUGGAACAAGGGGGUCAUUCUGUGGUGAUAGUAGUGGUGACAGCUCAUCAAAGAGGAAGAAAAGGGCUACGCCAAGUCUACAUAGGGGGGAUAAUGGACCACUUCAACCAGAAACAAGAUAUUCAGCUUUUUUGCGAGCUUUUGUCAGGCUGGAUAACGGAUCGGUAAAGAUGUUCACCUAUUUCUCACAUUGCUACACAUUCAGUUUAAAGGAUUUGGGAUUCCUGCUGCCUCAAUCCUUCAAAAUCAACCAAUAA